CAUUUUCAACACUCGGACGAAAUACUGAAAUAGUCUUUUGCUCUUUUCUUCGAGCCAUCUCCUCAAACAGCCUUUCCCCAAUUGUAUCAAUUUGAAAUCUCCAAUUGCCAAAAAUCCAGACGUCUUCGUGAUCCCUUUUUGCUCAGUUUCCUUUCUGUUUCAAUUCACAUAAAUCCAAUCAAAGAUUACCUCCAUUCCCAUCUCCAAACCCUAAUUUCUCUGAAUCCCAGUUUCCUUCAGUUUCGAACCACUCCUUCAUCGUGACCAGGCCAUCGUCUGACUCCAAACUCUAGCCCAACGUUGUCAAGGUUAUAACUGGCUGUCAGUCGCCGUUUGCACCAUCUUCUUCUUCGUCAAUGUCAUUACGACGAGUUCAGGCCAAAAGAGGGAAAAAUAGCGCCCCUCGUCUCUCUAAUCACAUAAAGCCCUAAUCUUUUCUUAGGGUUAAGAGUUGAGUUGAAGUUUGGAAGUGUUUUGAGUUUCGUUUGAUGGAAGAGGGAGGUGGAUGUUGGCGAAUCCUUGGUCGUGUAAUGGUCGGAGGAUGGUGGUGGCGGGUCUGUGUGGAAGUUCGUCAUUGUUUGGAUGGCAAGCUGGGGCAGGAAAUGCAUGUAUUUGAAACCGAAAUUGGAGAAGUUGGCAGUCGAUUACUAUUCAAGUAUUUGAAAGAACAAAGGCUUCCUCCUCAGACAUUCAUACCUCUCCAAUCUGUUCGUGUAAAGCAAGCAAUGGAGAGAUUGCAUAACUUGGGUGGUACUGCAAAGCUGGUUUUUGAUGUUGUCCAAUAUCCUUUCUUCAUGCUAUUGAUCCAGAAUUCUUGAUAACAAAAGUUCCAUAAUUAUGUGUUGUUGUUUUCAUCUUAUGGUACAGUAGAGAUUGAAGUAUGAUGUGUUAUUUUAUGCUUCUACCAGUGCCUACAUUGGUUUAGUGUGCAAACUUUUAUUCUCACAAAGUAUGUAGUUAAGAAGAUACGCAAUCUUGUGUAAUCUUGUUGGUGUUUGUCUGCAUGUGUAGUGCAUAUUUUGUAGCCUUUUGUUUAUAUGGAUAGGAAUAGGCAGAGACAUUAUGUGUCUGCUUGAUACACACACACACACACACAUUUCAUGUUUUCCAGCAUAUGCAGUAUUGGAAGUAUCUUUGAUCUUGUCCAAAAAAAAAAAUUAGAGGCUUUUAUGUUCUCAUUUUUUUUCUUCCAUCUAUAGCACGAGUUUCCUUUAUGCAACUCCUCACUCCUGUGGUCCUCUCCCACAAAGAAUUUGAGUUUUCAACUACUAAUAAUCAUCCAUAUUAAUAUCAUCUCUGCAUUUAUUUUGGUUAACAUGUUAAUGCAUGGAAGCAUCAAGUAGACACCUUCACUAUUUCGUGGUUAGCUAUCACUGUAGUUCACCCUCCUGAUCAUUAUGCUAUGUUCUAUCCUUGAUGUAUUGCCUCUAUUCCUGGUAAAUUUUUCACUUGUAAGAAAACUGUAAGUUUAUUGAUGAGAAUCUGCAAAAUGGUGCUAUUAGUUUGUCUACUUAACAACCAAACAUUUGAUCAUGCCUUGGAGAAGGCUAUUCUUAACAACCAAACAUUUGAUCAUGCCUUGGAGAUCCGUUUGCAAUUGUAAUCGGGCAGAUCUACAUGAUUCACCCCACCCCACC
Molecule: messenger RNA, 1637 nt
Organism: Rosa chinensis
Lineage: Eukaryota; Viridiplantae; Streptophyta; Magnoliopsida; Rosales; Rosaceae
Product: structural maintenance of chromosomes protein 1A-like
Exons: 3
Coding region: 489-818 (109 amino acids)
Biological process (GO): chromosome organization
Cellular component (GO): chromosome
Molecular function (GO): protein binding; ATP binding
Source: RefSeq, a predicted model, not a curated record